GAAAAUAGAGACAAUGUUGCUGGAAAACGGAAAAGAACGAGUAAGGUUAGGAUAAAGGUAAACCAGAAAAAGGCAAAUGCAAGCAUGGAAGGAAAAUGGGGUAGAGAGAGGGGUGGGGGAACUGCACUGGAGUGAGUGGAAAUGGUAUGAUGAUAAGGAGGAAAGAUGUAGUCAGGUUUGAAGCAGAGAGGCAUAGAGGGGAAAGGUGAAUGGGGAGAGAGAGACACAGCGGGAGGCUGACUGAUGGUAGUAGAGCUGGGAUUAGGGGAGGGUACCUGGGUUGAGGAAGGCAGCUAGAUCCCAGCUCAGCCCCUAGGCAGCAGAAGGAAGAGCGGAAGCCCCCCCUUUCAGCCAGGGGGACCCUUUAGGAAGCAGCCGCAGCUGCGCCUAUCUUUGCUUAGUACUGACCGGUCGUAUCUCCCAUGGUGCCACCUUAAAUGUGCUGCUCAGGGGCGGAGCAGCCCUUCCCCCCGCAGGCCGCCGAUUGGCCGGAGAAUGUAUCCAUUGUGGAACGUUGACGCCCGCCGCGUUCCAUCCCUAGUGUAGCACGUUCGGUUGAGCCGGGGGCAGCCGCGGUGGCGGCAGCAGGAGCAGCAGGGAAAGAAGCAGGAGCCGAGGACAGGGGCAGGGCGAUGGGGUCGAGGCCGGGGUUGGGGCUUUGACAGCUGCAACCAGGGCGAGUGGUGCAGUGGCGGCAGCAGAAGCAGCAGGCGGCAGAACCUGGGCAAGUCACAGCUGGGGGAAGGAGCGAGGUUUGGGAGACCGAACAGCAUCGGAGAAAUCCAGGCAGCGGCGGCGGCGGCAGCAGUAGCGGCAGCUUCGAUUUCGCCUCUUUCUUACUGCGGACCAUGUUCGCCAAAGGCAAAGGCUCGGCGGUGCCCUCGGAUGGGCAGGCUCGGGAAAAGUUAGCUUUGUAUGUCUAUGAAUACUUGCUGCACGUAGGAGCACAGAAAUCAGCACAGACCUUUUUAUCAGAGAUCCGAUGGGAAAAAAACAUCACACUAGGAGAACCCCCUGGGUUUUUACAUUCGUGGUGGUGUGUGUUUUGGGACCUUUACUGUGCAGCUCCAGAAAGGCGAGAUACUUGUGAACACUCAAGUGAAGCAAAAGCCUUUCAUGAUUAUAGUGCAGCUGCAGCGCCAAGUCCGGUACUUGGAAACAUUCCUCCAAAUGACGGAAUGCCAGGGGGACCCAUUCCUCCGGGUUUCUUUCAGGGACCGCCUGGCUCUCAGCCCUCGCCACACGCACAGCCUCCACCUCACAACCCCAACAGCAUGAUGGGACCCCACAGUCAGCCUUUUAUGUCACCAAGAUAUGCAGGAGGUCCCCGGCCCCCCAUCAGAAUGGGAAACCAGCCUCCAGGUGGUGUUCCUGGUACACAGCCCUUGCUGCCCAACUCAAUGGACCCUACACGACAACAAGGACAUCCCAACAUGGGAGGCCCAAUGCAAAGGAUGAAUCCUCCACGAGGAAUGGGACCCAUGGGUCCGGGUCCACAGACUGAUCCUUGGUUAUCAUUGCAGAACUAUGGCGGCGGAAUGAGACCUCCACCCAACUCUCUAGGGCCCGGCAUGCCUGGGAUUAACAUGGGUCCAGGAGCUGGUAGACCAUGGCCCAACCCCAACAGCGCUAACUCAAUUCCAUACUCCUCUUCAUCGCCUGGUACAUACGUGGGGCCCCCUGGUGGCGGAGGUCCUCCUGGAACACCCAUCAUGCCUAGCCCUGCAGAUUCGACAAAUUCAAGUGACAACAUCUACACAAUGAUUAAUCCCGUACCGCCUGGAGGCAGUCGGUCGAAUUUCCCAAUGGGGCCUGGAUCAGAUGGCCCAAUGGGAGGCAUGGGCGGGAUGGAGCCCCAUCACAUGAAUGGCUCAUUAGGGUCAGGAGACAUAGAUGGACUUCCAAAAAAUUCUCCAAACAACAUAAGUGGCAUUAGCAACCCUCCAGGCACUCCACGAGAUGAUGGCGAACUGGGAGGCAACUUCCUCCAUUCCUUCCAAAAUGACAACUAUUCUCCCAGCAUGACGAUGAGUGUGUGAUUUCCCUCCUCCCUCACCCCACAUCCUCUUCUCCAGGAUAAAGAAAAAGUCAGCUGCCAUUUGGAGGAUCUCAAGAAAUUAUGCAAGAAGAGAAGCUAGGUGUGUUUGGCAGGGAGACAUGCAGAGCUGGGGACUCACCCCUGAUUUUUAGUUUCAUGCAAUAAAAAGGCUGAACUUUUUAUUCCAUAAAACAAUGAAGGACAAAAUCUCAAAAUAUUUCAAGACAAGACAUGACAAGAUCCUUCUUCUGCAGAAGGGUUUAUUCUAUGUACAUGACACUUUUUUGUUGUUGAUUUUUUGGAAACAAACAAAAGCCUCUAGCACCCAAUUCCAACCUCCUUUGCUUGAUUAUUCUUUUAAACCUGUUGUAUGUUUGUGCUGUGCUACGCAAGGAAGCUAGUCUAGAUAUGGAAUCUCAUGUUGUCUCUGUAGCCAUUAAAAAAAAAGAAAUUAAUAAAACUGGACAUUUUUUAUAAAUUGAUGAGUUUUGUUCAGAAGGCCUUUCUCCGUUCCACCUCUCUUCACCCCACCUGCCACUUCCCCCCCCACCCCGCCCCCCAAUUUGGUGUUUUGUAGCACAACACCUUACACUCCAACAAAAAGAUCUGUGAGGGAAAGGCUUCUUCUGCCUCAUUCUAAGUUGUAAUGCAGCUGCCCCCCUUGUAGGAUCACAUCCUCCAAAAAUUUAAUUGUGAUCUUGGUAUCUGUGACUGUGGCAUGCACUGUAUUAGCCUCCUCCCCCCUUUCUCCUCUUCCCAAAGUUACAGAGAAAAUAUUAUUAAUUGCCCUUUUGAGAAACCUUAAAAGUGUCAAAAAUCCUGGGGGUGGGGUGUGGAGGGCUAGGGUACUUGGAUGUUGUUGGUUUUUUAAAAAUUGGGGGGAGGGUUGGUCCACCGGAAAUAAAAGGAAAAGGAAUUAAAAACUUGACCUGGGACUCGAAAACUGUGAGUGCAAACUUCUUAACAUCUGUUUUGUUUUUCUUUUUUGUUUUUGAUUUUUUUAAAAUAAAUGAAACGAUGUGAUCUUAUUAGGGUUUCACUGUAUAUGCUCUGGAACUGGAUGGAGAUAUUUUUAAGUAAUUAUUGUUGUUAAAAUGUAUACUUGCUAUUCUGUAGGCUCUCUCUCUCCACCCUCUCCCUUCCCCUCUCCCCUUCUUCUUUUACUCUGUAAUUUAAAAAAAAAAUUAAAAAAAAUUAAACCUUCUUCUUAUGGUAGAGGUGACUACAGAAAAGCAUACCAUGUAUAGUGAAACUCGCAAGUCUUGGGAUCUCUGUACAUUACACUCCCUUGUAGCUGGUCUUUGUUUUAUAUAAAAAGAAAAAAAAUCCUUCACUUCUGAUCUAUGUAUUUCAUAUUAUGUAAAAUAUUAUCUUCCCCUGGAUUUACCUACCUUUGUGCGGAUUCUUGAAAACAUUGUAUCUUGUUUCAGUGUUUUUUCUUACCUUGUAGUCUGGUUCUAAAAUUAAGCGAGGGAAAAGAAAAGUAAUUAUUAUACAUUGUAGUUUGUGUACGAUAUUUGUUGAUAAUGUUUUAUUAAAGGGAUGUCUUUUUUCCGCA
Molecule: messenger RNA, 3596 nt
Organism: Hemicordylus capensis (graceful crag lizard)
Lineage: Eukaryota; Metazoa; Chordata; Lepidosauria; Squamata; Cordylidae
Gene: SSBP3
Product: single stranded DNA binding protein 3
Exons: 18
Coding region: 849-2039 (396 amino acids)
Biological process (GO): positive regulation of transcription by RNA polymerase II
Cellular component (GO): nucleus
Molecular function (GO): single-stranded DNA binding; protein binding
Source: RefSeq, a predicted model, not a curated record